UAACGAAGGCUACAAAGUUAACAAUUUCAUGAAAUCACCAGGGCAUGCAGAUGAAUUUAUUGGAGUCCAAGAUGAUGGUGAUGAGGAAAUGAAGAGUGCAGAUGAUAUGGAAGAUAAUGGAGAUGGUGAAGAUAAAAAGUCAUGGAAUCACUUGGGUAUUUGGAUGACUUUUCUGGAGUUCAAGAAGGAAGUAAUGAGGAUGGAAAGAGCGCAUGCGAAAGGGAGAGCAUAGCUUGUGCACAAGAUAAUGAAGUUAACAAUGGCAUGAAAUCACCAGGGCCUGCGGGUGAAUCUAUUGGAGACCAAGAUGAUGGCGAUGAAGAACUGAGGAGUGCAGAUGAUAAGGAAGAUGAUGGAGAUGGUGAAGACAACAAACUCAUGGAAUCACUUGGACAUUUGGAUGACUGUACUGAUGUCCAAGAAGGUUGUGAUGAAGAAGGGGACAUUGCAGAUGAUGUGGAAGAUAAUGAGGACAGUGAUGAUACCGAAGAGGUUGAAGAUCCUUCUCUAACCAGCUCAGGGAAACAAAGGCAACUAGAAAUCCAUGUGACAACUGUUCAUGUUAAAGGGCUAGUGAAAUCCUGGAAUGUAAAGAAGCUGAAAGAGCUCUGCAAACAGUAUGGAGAGAUCAUAAAUGUUUUGUUACCUCGAAAUUUUGGUGCUAAACACAAGGAUUUUGGAUUUAUUGCUUUUAGUUCUCAUAAAAGUGCACUUGCUUGUGUGGAAGGGAUCAAUAAGACCCAGCUUGGAGGAGAAACUAAGGUUAAGGCUGACCUUGCCAAGACAAGAUUUAGAGGAGCAGCGCAGAAGAAAAGGAGAUGGGGUAAACAUCAUGCAAAGUACGAAGAGGUUGGGACUGAAAUAAAAGCACAAGCUCAUGGUAACAAGUCCAAGGGAACUAGAAAAAGAGGAAGGGGCAUUGCUAAAGAAGAGAUUCAAGCUCCUUCAUUGUUGAAUAGUACUAAAGAAGGUAAACCAAACAACCAUCGAACCAGUUUCAGUGAAGGUCAGGAUGCCAACUGAGUAAAAACAGCUCGAAAGAUAAAGAAUUUGCCUCAAAAAAGGAAUGAUCGUGGGAAGAGAAAGAUUGACCAUGAUCUUAAUAGUAGACAAUCAAAGAAAUCUAGAGGUAAUGCUCAAGGUAGGCAAAUCAAUAGAAAUUCAGCGAGAAAACCUCACCGCGAGGAGGGGAGCAGCUCAAUUUCUGGAUCCAAGAGGCACCAAUCGGAUAUGGUAACU
Messenger RNA from Populus trichocarpa (black cottonwood), 1239 nucleotides. RefSeq lists its product as uncharacterized. The transcript has 4 exons. The record is from RefSeq and is a predicted model, not a curated record. Bases 142 to 1023 code for a protein of 293 amino acids. Gene Ontology annotation, cellular component: nucleus. Gene Ontology annotation, molecular function: mRNA binding. Lineage: Eukaryota; Viridiplantae; Streptophyta; Magnoliopsida; Malpighiales; Salicaceae.